Gongylonema pulchrum is the source of this 860-nucleotide messenger RNA. Lineage: Eukaryota; Metazoa; Nematoda; Chromadorea; Rhabditida; Gongylonematidae. The record is from the annotation of a GenBank genome assembly.
AUGCGAACAUGCCAGCGUGAUCCACGUGAAAUUAUUGAAGUACUGUGUGCCAGUAACUCAUCUCAGUUCCUGUGUGCGAAUGGCCGUUGUAUUCCGAACGAAUGGAAAUGUGAUGGCGAAAAUGACUGCUUGGAUGGCAGUGAUGAGAAAGGGCCUGAUGGUAAACCAUGUUUCGUUGAAAAGGAGUGCCCUCCCAAUACAAUUCGCUGCAACAAUACGAAAAAAUGCAUACCACAGCAGUACGCGUGCGACGGUGAUAACGACUGUGGUGAUUAUUCUGAUGAAGAUGUUAAGUACUGCAAAAAUGGUGAAAUUCCGGUUUGUGCUGCGCGGAAGUUCCAAUGUGAUAAUCACCGAUGUAUCCCGGAACAGUGGAAAUGCGAUUCGGACAAUGAUUGUGGCGAUGGAUCGGAUGAGAAGCUUGAAAUGUGUGCCAAUACGACCUGUUCUUCGAACCAAUUCACGUGUGGCAAUGGUCGGUGCAUUCCGGUUUACUGGCUUUGCGAUGGUGACAAUGAUUGUUACGACAGCACGGACGAAGAUAGGGAACGAUGCCCGCCGGCGGUCUGCCGUCCGGACCAGUUUCGCUGCGCCAAUAAGCGUCAGUGUAUUUCGCUUAAAAACCACUGUGAUGGGCAACAGGAUUGUGAUGAUGGAUCAGACGAGGAAAGCUGUCUCAUUCAGGAAGACAAAUGCGCUCACAAUGAGUUUACAUGUGUAUCCGACGGACUUUGCAUACCGAUGGCAUGGAAAUGCGACGGACAAAAGGUACCGCUUCUUUUUUUUUCUUCUGGGGUCUACAGAUUCUCGAAAAUUAUGCGUAACGUUUUUUUACUGUAUUUCCUUAGAUGUUCAUAAGA